Messenger RNA from Penicillium subrubescens, 414 nucleotides. RefSeq lists its product as uncharacterized. NCBI's taxonomy places the organism in Eukaryota, Fungi, Ascomycota, Eurotiomycetes, Eurotiales, Aspergillaceae. The transcript has a single exon. The coding region runs from base 1 to 414 and encodes 137 amino acids. The record is from RefSeq and is a predicted model, not a curated record.
AUGCAACUCACCAGUUUCCUCCCCGUUAUCCUCUCCACCCUGAGCCUGACCAGUGCUCUCCCCAACGGUCAAGCCUCCACCUGGACAGCGACCAACUUCCAACUCCAAUGCUCCCCAGGCGGCUGUGCCUACCGCUUCAACAUCACCGCGCCUGCAUCCGAGAACGCGCCUGGCUUCAGCACCUACUGCGAGGGCCUCACUCCCAAUGCCACCGCCUGUGCCAACAACACCAUCACGGCCGCAGUCAGCCCCUUGACUAACCCGACGUGGAAUGUCAAGGUCCAGCACGAGUGGCAUGUCAUUGAGGAGGACUACAACUCUGAGGCUACCUACUGGCAGGCUGGCAGUGCUAAUGUCACCGAGACUACCACGGGCUUCUCCAUCAAACCUGAUGUCUUCUAUGGCGUCGCUUAA